Molecule: messenger RNA, 8500 nt
Organism: Balaenoptera ricei (Rice's whale)
Lineage: Eukaryota; Metazoa; Chordata; Mammalia; Artiodactyla; Balaenopteridae
Gene: PWWP2B
Product: PWWP domain containing 2B
Exons: 5
Coding region: 19-1725 (568 amino acids)
Cellular component (GO): nucleus; nucleoplasm
Source: RefSeq, a predicted model, not a curated record
CGGGCCGGGACGCGGAGCAUGGAGCCGCGGGCCGGCUGCCGGCUGCCCGUGCGGGUGGAGCAGGUCGUCAACGGCGCGCUGCUGGUCACCGUGAGCUGCGGCGAGCGCAGCUUCGCCGGGAUCCUGCUGGACUGCACGAAAAAGUCCGGCCUCUUCGGCCUGCCCCCGUCGGCUCCGCCGCCCCAGGCCCAGGACCCGCCUGUCAACGGCUGCCACGGGCCGGCCCCCACGGAGGGGGACACAGAGGCGAUGCAGCUGGGGACAGGCCCCCCGCCACCUCCCCGUGGGGACCAGGCCCCUGAGACCGCCAGCCCCGAGCCGCCCCCGCUGCCCGCCGGAAGCCUGCCCCCGUUCCCGCCCUAUUUUGAAGGCGCCCCCUUCCCUCCCCCGCUCUGGCUGAGGAACACGUACCGGCAGUGGGUGCCGCAGCCGCCCCCCCGGGGCAUCAAGAGGACACGCAGGCGCCUGUCCCGCAACCGCGACCCUGGCCACCUGGCCCUGAGCCCCAUCCGCCUGCGGCCCCGCCAGGUGCUCUGUGAGAAGUGCAAGAGCACCCUGAGCCCCCCGGAGGCCAGCCCCGGCCCCCCGGCCACCCCCCGGCCGCGCAGGGAGCCCCGAAAGCCCGAGGACCCCGACGGUGGAGGCGACGCCACCGCCAAGAGGAGCAAGAGGGAGAGGCGGCAGGAGGCGCGGGCCCGGGUCCCCCGGAGCCCGGUCAUCAAGAUCUCCUACAGCACGCCCCAGGGCACCGGCGAGGUGGUGGAGAUCCCCUCCCGCGUGCACGGCUCCCUGGAGCCCUUCUGCCCCCCGCAGGCCCCGCCCGGAGGCCCGGACCCCGAGGUGCCCAGGGACAGGCCACCCGCCGGGGCCCCCGCCUCCAUCCCCAAGCUGAAGCUGACGCGGCCCCUGCCCCCCAGCGCUGCCCCGCCGCCCCCCAAGAUCCGCCUGAAGCCCCACCGCCCGGGGGCUGGCGAGCAGGAGCCCGUCUACAGGGCCGAGCUGGUGGAAGAGCUCAAGGGCUGUGGUCGCGGCCCCCGGGCUGGCUCGCCCGCGCCCCUGGCUGACGGCUCUGCCCGCUCCGGGCUGGCGGACUCGUCUUCUGGAAGUUCCGGCGAGGACGACGACUGCAAGGGGUGUCCCCGAGGUGAACACGGGCGUGACGGCCUGGCUUUUCUCGCCGCCUGCCCCCGGAGAACUGGCUGUGCCAGCGUGUCGGUGUGGAGCAGCGACAGCCUGGACGAGUCCAAAUCGUCCAGCUCAGAAGUGACGUCACCAGACAUGUGUGACCUCUCGUCCGGCGACGGUGCGUCUGUGCCGGCCUCGUCCAAGGAUGCGCGGCCGACGGUCCCACCGCUGACGGUCAGGCUGCACACGCAGAGCGUCUCCAAGUGCGUUACCGAGGACGGAAGGACCGUGGCCGUAGGGGACAUCGUGUGGGGUAAGGUUCAUGGUUUUCCUUGGUGGCCAGCACGUGUCCUGGACAUCAGUCUUAGCCAGAAGGAGGACGGGGAGCCCUCCUGGCAAGAAGCGAAAGUCUCAUGGUUUGGUUCUCCAACUACAUCGUUCUUGUCUAUUUCAAAACUCUCCCCUUUCUCUGAAUUUUUCAAACUGAGAUUUAACCGUAAGAAGAAGGGGAUGUAUCGGAAAGCUAUAACAGAGGCUGCCAAUGCCGCCCAACACGUGGCCCCGGAAAUAAGGGAGCUCUUAACCCAGUUUGAAACGUAACUCGGGUUCCGACCAGGUCACAGACAAUGAGGGGAUGGCUAUUCCCCUGCAGCUCCUGACUUCAGGGGUGUCCUCCGCACCCCCGCUCCGUCCCAGGACCCUGCAAGCCUUCUGGCCGGCUGCGCGCAGAGACCCGGCCCGCGGGGUCAGCCUGGUUCGAGGCCUCCGGGGGCAGCAGGUGCGUCUGGCCACGAGGACAGACCCCCGGAGCACUGCGACUCCUCUUGGCCAAAUGUAUUUAUUCCCCCGACGCAGACUUUAGCUUUUCUGGUUUGUGAAGAGCCAGAGCCCAGCAGCAAGGGUGGCCUCCGGGAUCAGGGCGCCCAGGGGAGCAGGGCCGCCUCACCUCCCUGCUGGCUUCGGGACAACCCAGCCCCGGGCGCACGGGGUCUCUGUGCGCUUGACAACCGGCCGCCUCCCCAUCCCCAUCCCCCUCCGUGUUCGUCCAGAGCGUGGGUCCCGCUGGGCUCCCCGCACCAGCCCCAGGGCUGCCCUGUCCCCCUGUCCCGUGCGGGGGUGAUGCAGUCAGACUUCAACGUGAGAAGGAUUAAAAACCUCGCCUGUUCUUUGUAAGAGGGCGUUCCGUACCCCUUUGUGUCACUCUGAAGACCAAAAAGCAAAAAGAAAGGUAAAGAAAAUGAGUUCUGCUCUUGGUUUAAAUGUAAGAGAACAAAGAGGUGUGCGAGGAAGUCACCCUGGCUCGGGCGCAUCUGCGGUGCUGGGGGACCCUGGGGCAGCGCUUAUCGCGUGGACAGUGCGGCUUUGGGGACGGGUCGCUUGCGGUCCUCCUUGCCCGUGGGCCGGGUCGUUGUUCUGGCUGCUGCCGCAUCUCGUCCGGCCCCCCUCAGGGCUUUCUAGCUGGCACGACUUUCCCAGGCAGGACGACGUCUCAGGAGGUGGAGAGUUUUGCUCUGGUUUCUCCCUGUGAAACCUCGACCCCCUGGUUUCCUGGUCGGCUCCUUCAGAGCCGAGGGACAUCCCAGAGGGGACGGUGGUGCCUCUGCCUGUUCCUGGCUUUACUAGAACAUUCGGGGUGUCCCCGCACCCAGCAGGACCUGCUCCUGGCCAGGCCGGAGGUCCUCUCCAGGAUGGAAGAGGGGUGGGACUCCCCUCCCCGUGGGGCCUGGGGUUCUGGGCCUGACUCUUGGGUGCGGGUAGCGGGAAGACGGUGGUUUUCAAACAUUUGGAGCGUCAGAGCCCUUUUCUCAAACAGAAUCUUACCAGAAUAAACCCCCUAGGAGGAGCUCUUCUGGUCCAGGCCCUCCCACCCUGAGACCCCCCCUAGAGGAGGGAGGGGCAACCUUGCAUGAGUCCAGGAGGGCAGAGAGGGGGUGCAAUCCUUCGCCUGCCCUCCCCAACCCAGGGAGCCCCCUUAUGCCCCUGCCCUGAGGGUCCAGCAGAGCCAAGGCCCCGACUUGGGGCAGGGCAGCCUGGCCUCCGUGCGCAGGCCAGAGGGGCCGUCCAGACCCUCUGCGCCCGCGGUUGCCCAGAGCUGUUGCCCACCUCAAGCCCCGCUCUGCGGCCUUGGUCCUAGACGGCUCCCUUGGGGGCCAGGGGCUGCCAUGCCCACCUUGAGGGAGACGCGGCUGCCCUGGGAUGAGGCCUGGACUUGGGGAGGAGGUGCCGACCGCGCAGAGAGAGACAGGGCGUUCUCUGUAAGCGAGGCACUGCUCCGUGGAGAAACGCGUGCCUCAGAGUGAUCGGGACUCCGGUCCCCCGAGAUGGCAGCCUGCCCUGGGCACGUUCACUCCUGACUACCGGCCUGGCUCUCCCAGCCCGGCUCUCCCAGCCCGGCUCUCCCAGCCCCUCCCUGCAGGCCAGCGCAGCAGGACCAGCCCCAAGGUCAAGUGCGAGGAUGGCCACCAGCACAUGGGGCUUUGGAGCUCCACAGACAUACGGGGGACCGCCUCUACAGGAGACACAGGCAGUCCCGUGCCCUGGAGUCGUCCCUGGACCGUCCCAGGCCAGCGCCCUCUAUGGUCCAGCUGGGCCCGGCCCUGAUAUGACCCUCAGGCCUGCAGGCUCCCCGGUCCCUUGACCACCCUGCUCCUGACGACCUGAUGCCGCCUGGUCCUGCUCUGGGCACUCUCCUGCCCUGGGCUGGGGGCCUCUCCAUGCCAUGGCCCCAAGGCUCCCCUCCAGCCACCCACUGCUCAGACACCCAGGGCACCCAGGAUGGGGCUGCCCCCACUGAAGCCUUCAGGAGGGCGGCUAGGCCGGAGGGGCUAAAGGGGAGCCAAGUCCUGAGCUGGAGGGGCUUCCCCUGGGAUAGAAGGGAAGCCCCCAGAUGGAGGAGCUGCUGAGCAGCUGGCCAGAGGGCAUGAAGCCUGGCAGGUCCCCUCUGGUCUCCCACACCAGCACCACUCUUUUAGUUUCCAUGGAAGCCUGGGGCUGGGAGGACCACCGCUAUCCCGUUGUUCGGAUGGGGGCACCAAGGCCCCGAGAACGCACCACCAGGCGGUCCUGUCCCAGGUCUUUAUACGCCCCCGCCAGCUGGGGUGCACUGUCCCCUGGGACAGACAGCAGUUCUAAUUGAAAGGGAAGGCAGCCUUUUUUUUUCUUCAGUCUUUGUGACUGUUUCUUUAAGCAGCAAAUUGAUCAUGUUCUCUUGCCAGUUUGAUUUCAUUGCAUCUCACCAUGCCCUUCUGUGUGACCGUCAUUCUUCUUAGGACCCAGGAGGUAGGACCCUCACCAAGAGCUGGCCCCCCAGACCUGGGUUGAUGGCUGGCCCCUGGUGAUAUCUGGGAUGCCACAGUGAUGUCCGACCCUCCGCUCCUUCCCCCCACCGGCCGCCCCCCCAGAGGCUGGGCACAGUGGCUGUAGGAAGGGAGUGGGCCUCCAGGGGAGUGGGCACCUUGGGGGGGGGCGGGGUGGGAAAAGCUCAGUGGAGCAGGAAGGCCCCUGCCAUUCUGGAAGGGACUGGGGAGGGGUCCCCUCAACAGAGGGACCCCACAAGCACGUCCCAGGCAGGAGGGGCCGGUGUGCUCAGGAGGGGAAGGGCAGGGAGGCCGGGCUGUCAGCGGAGCCGAGGGAGCCGUCCGGGGCCCUCCUGACUGUGGGUCCCAGCUUCCCACGGGUCUCCCUACGGGAGCUCGUCUGCUCCGAGAACAGAGCCGGCCGGGCCUCCCUCGUGUCCCUGUGGGGAGGGUUCUGACCCCUUAGCCUUCCGGGGACCGGGGUGGGCCCCGCGUGGAGCCCGUGGGGAGCCCUCGCCCCGCCCCCCGUGGCCUUCCAGCCUCCAGCCCCACAGGUCCCUGCAGGCACCCAGCAAGCGCUCGCCCACCCGGUCACACGACCCUGCUCCCCAUGGGGCUGGCCGCCCGACCCCCGCCCCUUGGCCAGCUGUCCUCACCUUUGCUGUGGAGCAGGCUGGCCGGUGGAGGACAGCAGGCUGGAAGGCGACAAGUGUGCAGGGCACGUGACUGGCUUUCUGUCACCCUCCCCCCGUUCCUCCAGGGGAUGGGGUCUCGCACCCCCUCCCAGCUGCGGCGGGGGGCAGGGGCUGGCGUGGCCGGUGCGGGAGGAGAACACCCUCCUCCCGCUCACUGCCCGUUCGAGGUCCUCCAGCCAGGUGGCCCACUUCGGCCAGUCCGCUCCGUCCCGGAGGCCCGAGCCCCCGACCCCCGAUCCACGGUCUUCAGAGGCCAGAGCAGCCAAGGAGGCACGCACUGCGGGGACAGGGCCCACGUGGGGUCCUAGGUCUGGAGUCCACGGUCUCCUUAGCGUGGCCACUUCCAGGCUGAACCCACAUCAAGGAGAAGGAAGGUAGAGGGACACAGGACACGGCCCAUGGCGGCCUGGCUCCCCCCGACACCCUGGGGUGGCGGCUUACUUUUGGACUUGCGGUGCCAUCUAGAAGGAGCCAUCGGGUGGAGGGGCUCCGAUUGGGUGGCGGCCCAAGGAGGUGGUGGAGGUGGGUCUAGGGGCUGGAGGGGCUUCCCCUGGGAUAGAAGGGAAGCCCCCAGAUGGAGGAGCUGCUGAGCAGCUGGCCAGAGGGCAUGAAGCCUGGCAGGUCCCCUCUGGUCUCCCACACCAGCACCACUCUUUUAGUUUCCAUGGAAGCCUGGGGCUGGGAGGACCACCGCUAUCCUGUUGCUCAGAUGGGGGCACCAAGGCCCCAAGACCGCACUGCCAGGCCAGGGUGAGGCUGAAGGGGUCCGGGACUUGUCCUCUGGGGGGGCAGCCCCUGCUCACCCUGCCGCCCACCAGGGAGGUCAACAUCUUCUUCAGCUCUCGGAACUCCAUGGGGUGUGCGACCUGCCUGUACCAGGCAGUGUGAUUCUAGACGUGGGCCUGGACCCCAGGGAGGCCUGGGCUUCCAGGUGGGGGCCAGGUGCUGUGCAGCAGGGGUCGUGGGUGGGGCUCUUGGCCCCAGGAUGACCAGCUUCUGCAGCCCCUCAGUCCCCGAUCCCCCCUCCCCACUGCGCCUCUGGUCUCCACUCCCCAUAAAGCACACAGUAUGGGAACCUCACAUGCCACCUGCUAGGCUGCUCUUGGGGGUGGGGGGCGGUGAGGGGCAGAGCAAACAUUUCCGGGGCCCUCACCGUGGGCCCGCAAGUCGCCACGGUGCCCACAUCUCACAGCUGGGGCCACUGGGGCUGGGGCAUCCCAGCUGGUCCCCGAGCCCUGUCUGCAGGGUUUGAAGGCCCUGCCACCGGUGGUGUGGCCCCCCUGCUGUACCAGGAACCCCGUUGCCGCGUGACUCUUCUGGGCGUUACCAGAUCCUUCCCUGUGUUCCUGGUCUCAGGCCACCCAGGAAGCUCUGCCUGACUCCCCUGCCCAGUCUCGCCCUUCCUGCCUUGGGCCUGGGGCGCGUCCAGCGGGCAUCUCCACCGCUGAGCGGGAGCUGUCAGUGGUCUGAGGCUGGGGCCGCGGGCACCCAGAGCCUCCCGCGGAGGAGGCAGCCGGCCUCUGCCCUGGCAGUCGUCAGGCCGAGGGUGGAAGGCAGAAGUCCAAGGUCAGGGUGCCGGCUGAUCCAGUGCCUGGUGAGGGGCCCCUCCUGGUGCACAGAUGGCGCCUUCUGAUGACUGAGAGAGCCUGGUCUCCCCUGGGGAGGACACUGUCCCUAUUGUGGGUGUCUCACCCUCAUGACCUCAUCGAAACUGAAUUACCCCCUAGGGCUCCUCUCCAAAUACCGUCGUGUUGGGGAUUAUACGUCACCAUGUGGAUUUGGGGGCUGUGGACACGAGGAGGCACCCUGGACUGGGGCGGUGUGAGCUGGGCCUCAGGGAACAGCCAGGAAGGCGGCAGGAGGAAAAGCGGGUGCCGGGGGUCUUGAGGGAGCCGGGAGGACGGUGAAUGGACCUGGACCCGACCUGCCGGGCACUGGGGAGGGGGCGAGGACUCAUGACCGGAACCGGGGUCAGGAAGCCCUUCAGUCCAUCUCGUCUCCCCAGGCCAGAGGCACCUGGUCAUUCCAGAGCCAGAUUGACAGAGACACCGCUCUCAUCCCAUCAGACCCCCCCCAUCACAGGGUGCGAUUCAGCGGGUUUCAGGGCGUUCACAGGUUGUACCGCCGUCACCACAGUCGGUUCCAGAGCCUUCCAUCACUGCCUUCAGCCACUGCCUGAGCCCGGCCCAGCCCCCGAGGCCUCACGGCCGAGUCCCGUCCCCGGGGAGUCGCCCAGCUUGGACGUUCACACAAGCGGGUCUCGUGGUGCGUGGACUCGGCGCCCGGCUUCCCCCCCCGGAGCUCAGCGUUUGCAGCGCCCACACUGCUGCCUGCGUCAGGGCUCCCCUCCGUCGUGGGGAAUAGCGUUCCCUGGCUCGGAUGAGCCAAGUUUUGUUUGCCCCCUUUUCUGUCGUGGACACUUGGGUUAUCUGCCUUGUGGCUGCUGUGAAUACCCCGUGCAGUCUCGGGUGACAUGUUUUCAUCUCACCUGGGUACACGGGGUCCUUACCUCCUGGGAUUCACUGUCUCAGGUGACUUGCUGAGACCCUGCUCCCUGGUUUCGUCUGAGACGCAGGCUCCUGGCCUGUGGCCCAGCUGCCUCCCCGGCCUCCCCCCACGCCCAGGGUUCCGUGCCCCGCCCCACCCGAGUGGCUGCAGAGAGGGCAGUCGUAGGGUGGGCUCCGGAGAGGAGGGGCACAGGCCUGACUGGUCCUCCGUCACCCGGCUCCUGGCACGCUGUCCAGAGAUGCCUUCCCGUCGUCCGCCUUGCUGCAGAUGCGCCAGCCCUUCCGGACGGUCCCCGACCAGCAGCUGCCCUGUGCUGAGUAGGGGCCUCCUGGCCAUCACAGCUUGUCCCACUGGUGCUCGGGAGGAGAGGGGCAAGGCGGUGAGGCCCCCUCCCGCAGCCAGUCCCAGGCCCCCCUGGCCUGGCGUGUGGCGACGGGGCCCCGGAGGUGCCCAGGCCCAGCAGGGACGACCCUACAGGCGCAGGCUGGGUCCACCGCGCGGGCAUCGCCUUCCCUUGGUGGGCUUCUUGUUGCACCUGGUGUGGAGCCCUACAUCCCGGACACAGGACAAAAACUCUGGGAUUAACCAAGCCCCCAUAGCAACUGUUGCCAUGGGCUCUCCUAACCUAAACCGGACAGCCCCCCACUCCAUAUUAGGUAAAAUAAUCACCAUGUAGUAACCUUGUAGUAUCUUGACCAAUCACCUAAUGCCAUCCUGCCAGCAGGAAUUUUCUUUGUCUUGAGGCUAUAAAAGUUGGCCACUAGCCCACAAAGGGGGCCGGCUCUCCCUGGUCCAUCAGGAAGUCUGCCCGCUGGAUUCGCAGCGCCCCUCACUAACUCUGCUCCUUGUUCUCAAUAAACUCACUCUCAUCUAAAA